Molecule: messenger RNA, 375 nt
Organism: Adelges cooleyi (spruce gall adelgid)
Lineage: Eukaryota; Metazoa; Arthropoda; Insecta; Hemiptera; Adelgidae
Exons: 6
Source: RefSeq, a predicted model, not a curated record
AUGCUUAAUGAUUUAAAUGACAAUCAAAAAUACCAACUGGUCAACGGUCUCAUUCGUGCAUACUCAUAUGUUCCUGCGUUAUUGGUAAACAGAGGCAGGGCGAAAGCUUUUGAUUUAGUAAUAUCCCAAGAACGGGAUAUACUAUACUUUGUUACAGUACAAGAGCCAACAAUUGAUUUAAGUGACCCAAUUGACUAUGACACGGCAGUAAACAACAGACAUACGCUGAUACAUAAUAUAUUCCACCAUGUUCUACAUCGUCAAAUGAAUGACACCCGAAUGUGCAAGAAUGGCGAAAGCACAAAAUGCAAAUUGCUCGGGAUAAUAACGCGUGCAUUAAAUCCUGGGUUUAGAUAUACACAAGGAUGUAAUGAA